AUGGCAGAAGAAUGCUCUUCCAGGAAUGACUGUUCUCAGGAAAGUAGGCAAGCUGAAGAGAAGAAGCCGGUCCAAGUGGAGAAUGCUGCAGGGACAGGGAGUGAGUUUGAUGGCACCGACAGUGACGAGAAGAAAAAUAUUCCGUUAGCGAAAAAAAGCAGAAAACGAAAGUAUGAACGCAUAUGGGCCAUUGCUUGCUUAGACAAUUGGUAUAAGGGAGGCUGGAGGAGGAACGGAAAAAAAAGUUUGGAAGGUGCCGAUUUGAGGGAGAAGUAUCCACUUUGUAUACCUGUGAGUGUAGAGAAGGAUGCAGGGAGUGAUAUUCCGGACAUUAACAUGAAGAAAUUCCUUAUCCCUUCUGAUAUGCGUCUUGGAAAAUUUGUUCAGUUUUUACGGGGUAAUAUCAGAAGGCCCAUGUUUGUCUUUUUCAAGAACACUACUCAACCUCCCACUGGUGUCUUGAUGUCUGCAAUCGAUGAGGAAAAUAAGGAUAACGAUGGAUAUCUUCACGUGAUCUACAGUGGGAAUGAUCAUUUGAGUGGAUUGUUUGGAGAGCUCAAGUUAUCUUCAUAG
Prunus armeniaca (apricot) is the source of this 573-nucleotide messenger RNA. NCBI's taxonomy places the organism in Eukaryota, Viridiplantae, Streptophyta, Magnoliopsida, Rosales, Rosaceae. The record is from the annotation of a GenBank genome assembly.